This is a messenger RNA of Penicillium argentinense, 780 nucleotides long. RefSeq lists its product as uncharacterized. The transcript has a single exon. Bases 1 to 780 code for a protein of 259 amino acids. NCBI's taxonomy places the organism in Eukaryota, Fungi, Ascomycota, Eurotiomycetes, Eurotiales, Aspergillaceae. The record is from RefSeq and is a predicted model, not a curated record.
AUGAACAAAAAUUCGCAUUUCGUUGAUCGCCCCCACGGGCCUCGGAGUCAACGGAAAAACGGUCCUGCAUUCAACCCAAAUCGUCAAACACGCGGACCAGGACCGUCGAACAAUCCACGUCGAAAUGGACACGUGCGAUCUCAGCACCAGGACUGCAGCCAGCACAAUCACCAAGUCACGCAAUUUUCCAGCGUGCAAGACGGCUACUCGACUUACUCUGGAAAUGAGGCUCGCCCUCAUGAGCCGCCUAUACCCCAUCAGCAAUACUCGGGGCAAGAAAAUGGCGACCAGAACAGACGAUUUAACCCAAACUGGCAGCGAAGCUCUCGUCAACGAGGCCAAAAUUACCAGUCUCGCAACUCCACUCGUCCAGGUCCGGGGCGUGUGCACAACCACUUCCGCCAGAACAACAAGGGUCGUCUGAGCCAACAACAACUUGAGUACGCCAUCCAACAGCACAGUGGUUACCAAGCCUGUACCGACCAGCAAGUGCAUAUCCAACCACAAUAUCCGGUCCAGUCUCAGCCAAACUGGUACCAGGAAAUGGACGUCGAGAUGUCAGACGCGCCACCUCUUGACGAAGAGAUCUGCAUCUCCUAUCCGGUCAGUCACUACCAUUCGACGAUCAUUGCAACAAACGAGAACUUGAAGCUGAACAUGACAUACAGACGCCCGAUCCAUUUGUCAACAAUACCUCGGAGACAUGCCAAAUCAACGUGGGUAACCCCGUACAACCCCCUGUUUGAUUCAAGUUCACCAAACCAACACCGUGACAGAUGA